AUGGACAUUCCAUUUGCUUUCAUAGCAUUUACAACUCAUCGUUGCUGCUCUUUAUUGUAUCACACAAAAGUUUUCUUUAAAACCAAACAAUGGAUUACUAUAUGCAUCACACUUCAAUGGAUUAUACAAUUUAUACUGUCAUUACCAUUCAUCUUUCGAAGCAAACGACAAUGCAUGAAUGAACUGUGGCUGAGCAUCUAUACAUUUAUUGUGGCUGUGGUAUUACCUUCAUUGAUUAAUAUCAUACUUAAUAGUUUGAUUUUUGUUCAUGUACGAUCAUCCGUUCGUCGCGUACAGCCGAACAUCGCCACAGCAUGGACGAGUGGAUUCAAUCGUGAACAGCAGCAACUACCAAAAAUUAGUCGUCGAGAGAUUGCAUUAUUACGGCAAAUGGUUUUCAUGUUUAUCAUGUUUGUUACAGUGCCAUUCUUGUGUUCAUUUCCAUGUUGCUCGGCGAACUAUGUGCAAUUGGUAUUAUAA
Molecule: messenger RNA, 480 nt
Organism: Adineta ricciae
Lineage: Eukaryota; Metazoa; Rotifera; Eurotatoria; Adinetida; Adinetidae
Source: the annotation of a GenBank genome assembly